Staurois parvus is the source of this 379-nucleotide messenger RNA. The record is from the annotation of a GenBank genome assembly. NCBI's taxonomy places the organism in Eukaryota, Metazoa, Chordata, Amphibia, Anura, Ranidae.
GGGAGACCAGAUAUACUGAAUGCAGGGUUCGGGGAGACCAGAUAUAGUGAAUGCAGGGUCUGGGGAGAACAGAUAUAGUGAAUGCAGGGGCCGGGGAGACCAGAUAUAGUGAAUGCAGGGCCCGGGGAGAACAGAUAUAGUGAAUGCAGGGUCCGGGGAGACCGGAUAUAGUGAAUGAAGGGUCCGGGGAGAGCGGAUAUAGUGAAUGCAGGGGUCUGGAGAGAGCGGAUAUAGUGAAUGCAGGGUCCGGGGAGACCGGAUAUAGUGAAUGCAGGGUCCGGGGAGACCAGAUAUAGUGAAUGCAGGGUCCGGGGAGACCAAAUAUAGUGAAUGCAGGGUCCGGGGAGACCGGAUAUAGUGAAUGCAGGGUCCGGGGAGA